Molecule: messenger RNA, 5194 nt
Organism: Chelmon rostratus (copperband butterflyfish)
Lineage: Eukaryota; Metazoa; Chordata; Actinopteri; Chaetodontiformes; Chaetodontidae
Product: zinc finger protein 142-like
Exons: 5
Coding region: 121-4407 (1428 amino acids)
Biological process (GO): regulation of transcription by RNA polymerase II
Molecular function (GO): RNA polymerase II cis-regulatory region sequence-specific DNA binding; DNA-binding transcription factor activity
Source: RefSeq, a predicted model, not a curated record
ACAGGGUGCGCUGUUCGUCGCUCCGCUUCGCUCUCCUCGAAGCGAACCGUCGUCGAUGCGGAACUCCGUGUGUGUGUUUACGUCCCCGCUGGCUCUCUUUGUUCGCAGAGAAGGAGGAAAAUGUGCGCCGUGCAGCUGCUGCGGGUGUCGGUACAUGAGCGGAUUAGCGCCGCCGCUGAAGACUUUCUGCUGCAGGUGGAAAAGGGAGAAGAAGCGGCUGAAAUCCCGGCGCUGAGAGCGCUGCUCACCGAGCGGCUAACGGCGGCUGCGGAGGAGAUCGUCGGUCUGUUGGAGGAAACCGUGGCGGAGUAUGAAGACAGAGUCGAGCGGUCAGAGCGGGAGAUCUGCCGCCAGAGGAGGCUGCUCGAUGCCGUGCUGAAGCCCGAAGUGAAGCUGCACAGAGCAGACCUCCAGCCUCCAGUCGUCCCUGCAGACUUGAACCAGACAGAAGCCGAAGGAGUCGACAGCGACGCCUGCCGUCAGCCGACGCCUCGCUCUCCUUCACCCGCCUACCAUCCGCCCGUCUCACCGAGCAGCUCGGCCGUCAUCAGCGACGCCGACCCAGACAGCGACUGGACGGAGCAGAGUCAGACUGUGAGUCCUCGGAGGAAAAAGAAGAGAGGACGGCCGCCGCUCACCAUCAGAAACAAACGGAGGCGGUCGACUCUGGCUCAGAGUUUCUUCUGUCGAGUUUGUGGACGGUCUCUGCAGGGGAAAGGCUUCCUGCUCAAACACGUACUGCAGGUCUGCGCCAAGGACCCGGACGGCCGCUGCGGCUUCUGCGGUGAGCAUUUGGACUCUGCGGACGCCCUGACGGCUCACCUGCAAACACACCAGGAGAAAAGUAAAACCUGCUCGUUCUGCGGGAAAACCUUCCAGUCCAUCCUGGCGCAGGAGCUGCAUGUGCGGCUGCACACCGGAGAGAAACCGUACAGCUGCGACAUCUGCGGCAAGAAGUUCAGCCAGAAGGGCAACCUCACCUCACACGUCCGCGUCCACGCUGCAGAGAAACCCUUCAAAUGCAAAGAGUGCAGCCGGGCCUUCUGUCACAUGUCGUCUUUAGAGAGACACAUGCAGGAGCACGGCAGCGAGGAGGCGCACGCCUGCAGCAUCUGCAGUCAGCAGUUCAGGAAACAACGCAGCCUGCAGCGACACAUGGCGACUCAUCAGAAGGACGCCGCAGACAAACCGAAGAGGUACCGCAGCUCUGCGCCGUCUUAUCGCUGCAAAGUGUGUGGGGACGCCUUCGACAAGAGAACCUUCUUGGUGAAACAUGUGGAGACUCAUCUGCAGGACCCGGACUGCUGCUGCGGACUCUGCGGACACCAGUACGAGUCCCCCGCUAGCCUCGCCACUCACCUGCGCUCCCACCGCGAGAUCGGCAACACCUGUCACGUUUGCGGGAAGUGCUUCCCGGCUCACGCAGCGCUGGAGAUGCACAUGAGGAUCCACACCGGAGAGAAACCGUACAGCUGCAGCUUCUGCGGGAAAGCCUUCAACCAGAGCGGCAACCUGAAGACUCACCUGAAGAUCCACACCGGCGAGAGAGCGUUCUCCUGCAGCCUCUGCGGGAAGGGCUUCACCCAGAAACAGACUCUGGACACUCACGUCCGCUUCCACAACAAGGAGAGACGCUUCCUGUGCCAGGUCUGCGGGAAGGGGUUCAUGCAGGACGUGGACCUGAAGAGACACAUGCUCAUCCACACCGGAGAGAAACCGUACUGCUGCAGGGUCUGCGGCAAGAGCUUCCAGGCCAAACGAUCGCUCAACGGGCACCUCAAAGUCCACUCCGGGGGGGGCGCGGGACCGGAGCUGGACGAGGCCUCAGAGCGGACAAGGACAGACAGUUUCUACUCAGGCUUCAUCCAGCUUCCAAAGGGGGAGCACUCCUGCUCGCUCUCCUCUCACUGUGAACUCGUCGACCCGGAACGGACCCGCGUUGUUUUCCUUCCUGCUGGCCGGUGGCCGGACCUCUGGACCGGGAUGGCUCUGACAGAAAGCACGCCGCGCUGCGGGCUCCGUACGCUGACGGAGUCGGUGUCGGAGCAGCUCAGCCGGGUCGGAGAGGAGAUCUUGGGGCUGCUGGAGAAGCGGAGCGGAGGCUUCGGAGGCCGCCUGCUCCACCUGCUGAGGCCGCUGCUCACCGAGCGGCUGGCGGCGGCGGCGGAGCAGAUCGUCGGGCUGUUGGAGCGGGAGGUGGAGGAGUACCGGCGGCAGCUGGAGCGGCACAACCGGCUGUUGGAGGCCGUGCUGAGCCCGGUGGUCCGACUGCAUCGGACAGAUUUCAUCAGGACAACCGGUGCUAACAGAAACCGGCCCCCGCCGUCUGAGGCCGACCCGGCCCACCUGUCCACGGCCUCGCCCGGCUCCGCCUCCUCAGACGCCUCCGCCGCAGAGAGCGACCGCAGCGAGGACUGGAGGGACAGCGACAACUCUUCCGGUUAUAAAGAAACAGACAGGACAGACGGAGGACGGCGCUCUGGCAGCCAGAGACAGCAGGCAGCGUCCUCGGACCGUCUGGCGGAUCACCGCUGUGUCAACUGCGGGAAAAGUUUCCGCCACAAAGGGAAUCUGGUGAAACACGUCGAAACACACUCCAACGAUCCUGAGUGCCUGUGUGGAGUCUGUGGUCAGCGCUGCGAAUCCUCAGACAGUUUGUUCGACCACCUGAGAUCUCACAGAGGAACAUUCAGCGGCGGCGGAACGUGCGAGAUCUGCGGGAGGACAUUUCAGAACAUGGAGACACACAUGAGGAGUCACACCGGAGUCAAACCCUACUGCUGCGACGUCUGCGGCAAGAGCUUCCCCCGACCCGGAGCAUUGAGGAGACACAAGAAGAUCCACAGCAGGAGGACGCCGGACGUCUGCUCGGUCUGCGGACUGACCUUCACCCAGAACCAGCUACUCCAGGACCACCUGAAGACCCACGAUGAGGACGAUGGAGACUGGAGUAAGGAGGAGAACGACGGUGGAAGAGAUGGAAGGCAGAGCGCUGGACUGAAGCCGUCUCAGCCCUCCUCGAUCUGCUGCAGAGUCUGUGGUGAAUCCUUCCACAGCCAAGGCUUCUUGAGGAAACACGCGGAGACGCACUGCAGGGAGUCUCAGAGUGUCUGUGGCCUCUGCGGACAGCAGCUGGACUCACGCGAUGAUCUGCUGACCCACCUGCAAUCUCACAGAGAGACCGGCGGGACCUGCAGCAUCUGUGCCAAGAGCUUCCAGAACAUGGAGACGCAUAUGCGAAGCCACACGGGGAUCAAACCGUACCUCUGCAACAUCUGCAACAAACGCUUCCCUCGACCCGGAGCGCUGAGGCGCCACAAGAAGAUCCACGGUGGGGAACGACCGCACGUCUGCCAGCGCUGCGGGAAGACGUUCAUCGAGAGCGGCGCCUUAAAAACUCACAGCAGGAGUCACUUGUGGCAGACAGACGGCAACGAGGAUGCUGAGCCUCUGCAGGACUCGAAUCUGAACCCGGAGAAGGAGAAAACUCCGGCUGUUGAAGAGAACACCGAGGUGUCGACUCAGACGUCUCUCUGCUGUAAAGUCUGUGGGGAGUCUUUUCAGAGUAAAGGUAGUCUGAGGAAACACGCUCAGAGUCACUCAGACGAGUCCGUCUGCGGCGUCUGCGGUGAAAGUUUACCGCCGUCAGAGACGCUGACAGACCACCUGCAGACUCACAGAGACGCUGGAAAAAUCUGUCACAUCUGUGGUAAAACCUACCAGAACAUUGAGACUCACAUGCGGAGUCACACUGGCAUCAAACCGUACUGCUGCGGCGUCUGCGGUAAAUCCUUCCCGCGGCCCGGCGCCCUGCGCCGCCACAAGAGGAUCCACACUGGGGAGCGACCGUACAUCUGCGAGUUCUGUGGAAAGACGUUCAUCGAUAACGGCGCUCUGACGACACACAUCAGGAACCACACGGGGGACAAACCGGCCCACAGAGUUUCCUGCGAGACCUGUGGGAAGAGCCUGGCGUCGGUCCACGUCCUGGAGGUCCACAAGAGGAUCCACACGGGCGAGAAGCCAUUCCAGUGUCGGGUCUGCGGGAAAGCCUUCAGGCAGGUGGGAGGGCUAAACGCCCACAUGAUGACCCACACGGGGGCGAAGCCCUUCAGCUGCACGCUGUGCAACAAGAGCUUCAGUACCAAAGGAUACUUGGAGACCCACAUCCGCUUCCACAAGAAGGAGCGAGCGUUCAGCUGCCACCUGUGCUGGAAGGCCUUCGUCACCAAGAACGACCUGAAGAAACACCUGCUGACGCACACCGGAGAGAAACCCUACAGCUGCAGGGUCUGUGGGAAGAGCUACCAGGAGAAACGCUCCAGAGACGUCCACAUGAAGGUCCACCUGGACGUCCGGAUCAGCAACGAACCAAUGAGGAGGCAGUCUGACUUCAUACAGCUGUAGUGUUCAGGCACACCUGUGCUGAUAAUGGUUUUACAAACUGACACACCACCAGACCAAACUGAUCCGGAAUCUGCUGCCAGUUCAGUUAGCAAAGACACAGAACUGUUUGUCUUCAGACCCACAAAUGUUAGAAGAGUUCAGAUCUGAUUUAAGAGUUUCAGAAAUGUCACAAACAUUUUCCAGAUGUGUUUUCUAAACAGGGUAAUAAUAAUAAUAAUAACAAUUAUUAUUAUUAUUAUUAUUAUUAUUAUUAUUAUUAUUAUUAUUAUUAUUAUUAUUAUUAUUAUUAUUAUUAUUAUUUGUUAUUAGCUAAUAAUAAUAAAUAAUAACCAGCGAUUGUUUUCAUUCGAGAUUCGUCUGCUGUGUUUUCAGGUCAGAACAUCAUGAACGUUUCCCACAGAUCAAAGUGACGUCUUUAAAUAUCUUGUUUGGUUUGACCAGCAGUCAAAACUACAAAGAAUUUCUGCCUCUGACGAUGCGGGACAGAGGAACGCAUCAAACUGUUUGACAAGCUGGAAACAUUUGGUUUUAAAAACAGACUCAAACUCUUAUUGAGUUCUCCAAAGUGUCGCAGACUCGUCGCUGCAGCUCUGUUUCUGUUUACUGACUUUUUAUUUGCAGUGGUGACAUCCAGGAUGAUGUUCAGAACAACGCUCCAGCAGAUUUAAGAAGCUCGUUUUCCUCCAGCUCUUGUGUUAAAGUCAGUACUUCAAUACUACUGUAAACUGAUCCUGGUUUGAUUUGGUCAGAAUAAACUGACGUUCCUGCUUUGAGUCUAAAGAUGUCA